Molecule: messenger RNA, 1817 nt
Organism: Triplophysa rosa
Lineage: Eukaryota; Metazoa; Chordata; Actinopteri; Cypriniformes; Nemacheilidae
Exons: 7
Coding region: 342-1460 (372 amino acids)
Source: RefSeq, a predicted model, not a curated record
CGAUAUCUGAAUACUUAUGCGCACAAAGUAUACCUGAGUUACAUUGACUAAUGAAUUUGCAUGUGCUCUAAGAUGCUAACAUUGGGGAAGACAUUUUACCAACUCUCUCACGCGAGGAUAUCCGAGAUCUCUUUCCUGGUCCUGAGCACUUCCUGCGGCGCAAAACCAUUUGGCUUUUGACUCAUAAGGAAGAGCAGGGUCACACCAUUCCUGUUGAAGUCCAAGGUUCAUCAGACGACGAACAUACUCGCAGUUCAAAACAAGAUGACCCCAGCACUUCAAAGUUUUUAAAGUUACCCAGCCCAGAAUAUGUUCUCUUCACUGACAGUGAACUACAACACAUGAGACGCACAUACUUUGAGCAGCAGCGUCUUGGAAAAGAGGGUGACGUCACUUUAUCAAAGGAGCUGUUCUGCCGGCUCAUCCGAAAUACCAUGACAAACAUGAUAUCUAUUGCAAGAGCAUCUUCAGAUGACUACAAAUAUCCCACUAAACAUGAAGUUAUUGCCAUGGCAAAACGGUUAGUGGAAUACUACCCUAUGAUAAAAGAUAAGUCAACUGGAUCUAGGCAUGAGUGGGACACCGUUGCCAAAAAUCUCCUGAAGCGGUUUUCAAAUAUCCGAAGUCCCGUGAAGGCCAAAAGGCCUCCUUCCAAAACAGCACGUCAAGACAGGGAACCUUCUGCUGCAGUGGCAAGUGACUAUGACGCUGAUUCCUGUGCAUCAACAGUCAAUCUGUCACCACCUUCAAGAUCAAGCACCCCACGGCCAGAAAAUGACAGCAUCGAUGAAGCAUCUGAUGCAGACAACAGCUUUGACAGCCAGAAAACCCAGGCAAGACAUUACAGGACUCUGCAAGAAAUGUACAAAGCAAAGAAGCCAAACAAAGCUGCUGUAACCCAUCUAUUAGACCUAGAGUUCCAGUCCAGAAGAAAUUUCAUUGACUUGUAUGCUUUGAAGGAGCAAGACAAACCAACCAAAAUUUUGCAAGCAUACCCCUGCUUCAAAGAACUUGACCAUGCAAUGGAUGAACUGCGGAGAAUCAUUGAACCAGACAAUUGCCAAUACAUUUCUGAGGUGAAGGGCAGGUGGGAGACCUUAUACUCCAAGGUUCAGUUUUAUGGAGUGAUGAAGAAAGUCAUGAAGCCUCCAAGGACAUUAAAUGGAGUUGGACAUGCCAUUGCUGUUUUUACUGCCCUGCCGCUGCUCUUCCCAUCUGGUUCUACAGCACCGAAGAAACAGGUCCCAAUCAGUGAGGCUCUUUUCCACGUUCUGAUGCCUUCAGAGGAUCCAGAUACCUACAUCCACAGGCGCUCAUUUUCCACUCCUGUCUUGCUGGUUGGUGAGGAGAACUGCAAGGUGGUUGUAGGUACAACCCCAGUUCUAACAUUUGACAAAGACUUGCUCCACGAGGGGCCUCUCUACCUCCUGGCCUAUUACUAUGUGUUCCACCUCAGUUGAUUCCCAGGGCCGGCGGGUAACAACUGAGGUGCCCUUGAGCAAGGCACCUUACCCCUACUUGCUCCCCGCGCACUGCAGUGAUAGCUGCCCACUGCUCCGGGGGUACGUGUGUUCACCACUUGCUGUGCGUGUGUUCACUACUCUCUGGAUGGGUUAAAUGCAGAGGUCACAUUUCGUUGCCUUGUACUUGUACAUGUGCAAUGACAAUAAAGUUGAAUCUAAAUCUAAAUCUCACAUAUCCAAAGUUGUCUGUGUUGCAAACACAAGUUCUGAGAGAUGCCAUCCACAAUCAGGAUGCAACCCCGUCAUACAAAAAGGUCAUUCAAGAAUGGAGAAUGUUUGAAUGACUAAUACAGU